AAAAUCUGACAUUUCCGACAUACUCUAACCUCCAUAAUUCUACUCUUGUAUUGGUAUGCUAGUAUACUAUAAUAGAAAUCAGUAGGUAUGCUGGGACUGUCAACGGAUUCAAGAGUUUCAUUUGCACUCCGACCAACUCGGACUCCCCAAUGCCUGCCGCCGAGUUCAGUAGCAGUGCAUCUGCAGUAAUUGAAAGAGUUGCCGAAAUUGAUGGACAACCGACAAAAACAUUACCAUUUAAUUUAGAAGCGGAAUAUGAUUUGAAGAAAUGCGUUGAUUGGAUCAUCGUGAAUUCUUUGGAAAAGAUAUGCCUACAAUUUCCCGACCAUCUUUUGCCAGACUCUGUGGAAAUAGCAUUACGUUUAGAGAAGCUUGUAGAUAAAAAGAUUUUUAUUCUUGGGGAUUCUUCAUAUGGUAGCUGUUGUGUGGAUGAGGUAACAGCGCAGCACGUUAAUGCAGAUGGUAUCAUACAUUUUGGCCAUGCUUGUCUCAGUGGAACUUCUAGACUCCCGGUUCUUCACAUCUUACCAAAAAGCCACCUUGAUACACAGUUAUUCUGCAACAAGUUUCAUAAAUAUUUUCAAAACAAAGAUGAAAACAUUUUGUUUUUCUAUGAUGUCAGCUACGCCCAUGUAAUAGGAUCGAUUUACGACAGUUUAAGAACUGAAUAUAAAAAUUUAACUCUUUCAAAGUUGAAUUGUACCUCCAACGUAGAAUAUACAGACUGUGGCGAAGAGGCUAGUUCCGUACUUGGUAGAAGUUACAACCUAAAACCUGGCGACAGCAUAGAGGAUUACAGGGCUAUUUUCCUAGGACCAGAUGGGAAGACAUCAAAUAAUUUGGCUAUGGGAAUACAAGCAAAAUCCUGGAGUCAUUUCGAUAACAAAAAUAUUGUAGAGUUGACAGCUGGUAAUUCAUUGUGGUUAAAAAGACGAAGAUAUCUGGUUGAAAAAUUGAAGGAUGCACAUGUCGUAGGCAUAGUGGCCGCAACGUUAGGCAUAAAAAAUUAUCUAGAAUCCAUUGCAGCAGUCAAAAGGGCGUUGAAAUUGAAAAACAUAAAGAGCUACAUCGUUUGCGUGGGUAAACCAAGUCCAGCAAAACUAGCAAAUUUUCCCGAGAUGGAUGCCUUUGUAGUGAUAGCUUGCCCAGAGAACCUCGUGUAUGAUUCAAGAGACUUUUAUAAACCAAUGUUGACACCCUUUGAAGUUGAACUAGCCUUCAAUUCGUCGCGGGAUUAUUCCACGCAGUAUUGCAUAGAUUUUCAACAAAUCCUCGCGACAGGGCUCAGUUAUGUCCCAUUCAAGAGUUCUGCUGAAUCUGACGUCUCCCUAAUUUCUGGAGGAAUCCGGAAUUUGACCAAUGACAUACACUCGGUAAAUGGUAUGGGCGAAUUGGUAUCGAAAUCGGCUGGUACCGUUGCUGUAGGAAAAGAUGGAGCAAAUUACUUACUUAACAGGAGUUGGCAAGGAUUAGAACAAAGAUUAGGAAAAGACCCAGUACAGACUGUAUCAAAGGGUCGUGACGGUCUACCGGUUGGCUAUGACAGCGAACUAAUCAGAAAAGAAGAUUAAUCAACCAUCAUAGGUCUUUUUUUUAUAUAUACAUUUACUAUAUGAGUAUGCCUUUGCAAAAGAUAAAGUACUUGUAAUCUA
This is a messenger RNA of Athalia rosae (coleseed sawfly), 1652 nucleotides long. It is a transcript of the gene Dph2, whose product is annotated as 2-(3-amino-3-carboxypropyl)histidine synthase subunit 2. Gene Ontology annotation, molecular function: 2-(3-amino-3-carboxypropyl)histidine synthase activity. Bases 150 to 1571 code for a protein of 473 amino acids. NCBI's taxonomy places the organism in Eukaryota, Metazoa, Arthropoda, Insecta, Hymenoptera, Athaliidae. The record is from RefSeq and is a predicted model, not a curated record. Gene Ontology annotation, biological process: protein histidyl modification to diphthamide. The transcript is spliced from 4 exons.